AUGGGGCGGCCUGGGGGUGGCUCUGGCCCCUUCUCCCGGCAUGGCCACCUGGUGGGGACACGGCCAGGCUCCCCCUCCGGACCCAUCUCCCGAGGAGAAAAGUCCCCCAGCAACACCGAGGGGCGCAGUCGGCCGUGUCCCCAACCCCGAGCAGGAGAGAAGGGCAAGGGGGGUCACGGAGAAAACACGGCCGUGGGGGGAGGCCCCCUCCCCGGGCCUGGCUCAGGGGCUGAGGAACCGUCGAUGAAAGGAAGUCAUCGCCCUGAGAAAACACGGCCUCCCAGCCCCCCGUUAACGCACCUGCCGUCCCGAGAACUACCGUCACCUCCACCUGUGACCCUGUGGCGGACACAUCUGCUGGGGGCCCGGAGGUCACAGGCGGCCAGCCCCUCCCGGCCGCCCCCCAGGCAGGUGGAGGCUGAGGGUCCCCCGGCGCAUCCACCAUGGAGGCCGCCCAGGGCAGUUCAUGGCGGGAGGACCAAGGCCGGGGACAGGAGAGACUCGCCCGCCCACCAGAGCCCAGGCAGCCUGCACACCCAGCUCAGACCCCACGGAGGAAGACCCAGCCUCCUGGGGGGGCGUCUCAGAGCCAGACCCCCAGCCCCCGGCACUGCUGGUGGCCCCUGGUGUGUGGGUCGGGCUGGAACGUCGCUGUCACCACAGAUUGGGAGGCCCAAGCCCAGAAGACCCUCCUCUCGCCCGCAGGAGCUGCCUCAGUUUCCCCUCUCCGUUGCCAGCCUCCCUCUGUGCCCCCCGGAGCAGGCGUGCGCCUGCCCAUCCACCCCGGGCCCUGCCGCGCGGCACAGCCCGCCGGCCCCACUCCACGGAGAAGACACGGGGGCUCCGGGCAGCCGAGCCGCCCACCUGGGGUCACCCCCAGGUUUCGGGGACCCCCAAAUCUGA
Molecule: messenger RNA, 903 nt
Organism: Ceratotherium simum simum (southern white rhinoceros)
Lineage: Eukaryota; Metazoa; Chordata; Mammalia; Perissodactyla; Rhinocerotidae
Source: RefSeq, a predicted model, not a curated record